CGUAAAAUGCUGCAUUUGUCGUAAAUAAAGUGUAGGUGUCCAACACAAACAUUACAACAAGCAAUGAUACGGAUAUAAAUUUAAAAAAAAUAACCACAUGUUAACUUGGGCGUCGACAGUUAGUUCGUAUUGUCCAUAAACAGGUUUCUGAAGACCAUGGCGGCGUCUUCUUCGUCCUCUUCUGCGGGAGGUGUGAGCGGCAGCUCGGUGACUGGCUCUGGAUUCAGUGCUUCAGAGCUCAUCCCACCAAGGAAGGUCCUGUACACAUAUCCUAAAGGUGCAGGUGAAAUGAUGGAAGACGGCUCUGACAGAUUUUUAUGCGAAUCCGUGUUCAGCUACCAAGUGGCCUCCACGUUGAAACAGGUGAAACACGAUCAACAAGUGUCCCGAAUGGAGAAACUUGCAAGUUUAGUGGAGGAGCUGGAAGCAGACGAGUGGCGUUACAAACCGAUUGAACAACUGUUGGGAUUUACGCCAUCUUAAAUAAAGGGAUUCUGAUGCCAUUGCAUCAUAAACCAGCCAAAUAAAAAGGGAAUGUUAUUUGUUAAGUUAAUAAAUCGCAUUCCCUCUUAUGGUUUUUAUUGUUUAUCUUAGUGUAAAAUGUUCUCUGCAGAUAUUAAAAUGUGAAUGUGCCCUCUCUUUCUUGUACGGACAUUGUUUACUUCUUUAUAUUCAUCAGAGAAAGGGCAAAUGAAAAUCUUUGUAUCGUAUGUACUAAGCGUACAUGUAAAUACAUUUCCUUCUGGUUUGGGCGAGUGAAGCAUUGCCAGGCCACCUUCUCUUUGCCUCAGGCAAAACAAAUAAUGUAAUAGAUCCGUUGUUUUUUUCCACUUUGCUGCACCGUAACUCUGAAAACCUGGUGCCUGUUCACUCUCCUCUUCUCUUUGUAGAAUCUCUGGAGAAAACAAAGCUUGUGAAUAAAGUCAUUCUUUGAUA
Messenger RNA from Solea solea (common sole), 936 nucleotides. It is a transcript of the gene anapc16, whose product is annotated as anaphase promoting complex subunit 16. The coding region runs from base 157 to 483 and encodes 108 amino acids. Gene Ontology annotation, biological process: protein ubiquitination. NCBI's taxonomy places the organism in Eukaryota, Metazoa, Chordata, Actinopteri, Pleuronectiformes, Soleidae. Gene Ontology annotation, cellular component: kinetochore; cytosol; anaphase-promoting complex. The transcript has 4 exons. The record is from RefSeq and is a predicted model, not a curated record.